ACGCAUACGUACUGAAGCGGGAAGGUGUUGGGGAAACAAACCAUAGGCUUCAAAUAGAGGGCGGGGGGUAGAGCGCUCUUAGAAGACAGCAAGAGGGCGUACGGAAGUUUCAAAAAAGUGGCGCAUGCGCCUGGGGAGCAGACAUUUCCUAUUUUCCGUAAUCGCUGAGCAAAGGAUGGUUAUAGCUGGGGAAGAGGAACGGACGCUCGAUUGCGCUGUUUUCGGCUUGUGCUGGCUAGUUGCGGGGUGAAGGGGCACGGGGUAGAGUGGUCGCUGCUGCCACUUGUCCUCGCCUCGGCGCUUUUCGGGGGGGUGAAGGGAGAAGCCCCUCGAGUGCAGCCAGGCCUCUGUUAGCCGGGAUUGGCUCCCAGCAAGAGGAGGCCUUAAGCACUAGAAGCCUCCUCGGGGGCUGAAUUCAGUGGCGGAGACGGGUUUUUAAAAACGGUUUCAUUUCUUGAACGGCUUACUUGAAGAAGGGCUGGGUGGCGAGCUCGGAAACUCGCAUCCUGCAAUGCCAGCUCGGCCCUGCUCAGAAGUAUGUUUAACCAUCAUUAAUAGUGUUCAAAGUAUUGUGUAUGUAUUUGUUCGAGGCUUGGGCUGAGAUCACCCUCUAGGAAGCCAAAUCCAUAAAGUCUGCUUCUAUGUGUACAGAUUUCAUCUCUCUGUAAUUUUGAGGCCUCCUAAUAAAAGCAAUGGAGGAGGCCAGCACUGUGGAGGAAGGGGAAGUGACCUCGGGGAUGCAGUCCUUGGCGGUGGAAGACGGGCCGGCCUCAGAGCGAGCCACCCCCAUGGAGGAGCAAGAGGAGGUGCCGGGAGAAGCAGAGGGGGAGCAGGCAGGAGAGGGAGGCGAGUCUGCUGAGGAGGACUGGGAUGUGCCCUGCAGUGAUGAGGAGCUGGACUCCCCAGACACCUGGAUGCCUCCCCCCAAGGAGAUCCGACGUCUCUAUGAACUCAUCGCUGCGCAGGGGACUCUGGAGAUCCAGGCAGAAAUUUUGCCCCGACGCAACCCUACCCCAGAGGUCGGCAGUGAAGAUGAGGAUAAAUCUGAGGGACAGCCUGACAAUCAGGAAGAAGAGGAGGAAGAAAAGCCUCAUGUGCCAACAGAGUUUGACUUUGAUGAUGAGCCUAUCUCACCCAAAAGCUCCUUGAUCGAUCGCCGGAGAACCCCUGGGUCUUCUGCUAAGAGCCAGAAGCGGGAAGCGCGCCUGGAUAAGGUGCUGUCGGACAUGAAGCGCCACAAAGUCUUAGAGGAGCAGAUUUUGAAGACCGGCAGGGACCUCUUUGACCUGGACUCUGAUGACGUGCCCACUCCAAAACGGCCCCCCGGCCUUUUCUUGCGCCAGCGCAAAUACUGACAGCAGUGAUGAAGAUGGGCUUUUUGACCUUUGGGAAGUGGGUUGAAGAAAGGGCUUUUGGGUUAAAAGCAGAUGAAUUCUCUGCCAUCUUAAGUCAGGCAGCGUCUUGGACUUCGGCACAGAUCCUGCACCUGCUGCAGGAGGUAUUUACUUGGAGUUAUUCAGGAAUAAUAAAACUCCAUGAGUUUGUUUAUUGACUUA
Molecule: messenger RNA, 1556 nt
Organism: Heteronotia binoei (common prickly gecko)
Lineage: Eukaryota; Metazoa; Chordata; Lepidosauria; Squamata; Gekkonidae
Gene: PAGR1
Product: PAXIP1 associated glutamate rich protein 1
Exons: 5
Coding region: 693-1355 (220 amino acids)
Source: RefSeq, a predicted model, not a curated record